Messenger RNA from Microthlaspi erraticum, 216 nucleotides. The record is from the annotation of a GenBank genome assembly. Lineage: Eukaryota; Viridiplantae; Streptophyta; Magnoliopsida; Brassicales; Brassicaceae.
AUGGCGGAUUGGGCUCCGGUUCUCGUCGGAGUUGUGCUGUUCGUGUUGCUCUCUCCAGGACUCCUCUUCUCGUUUCCGGGACAUCACCGGACGUUAGAGUUCGGCGGCAUGAAAACCAACGGAAAAGCCAUCGCCGUCCACUCUCUCAUCUUCUUCGCUGCUUACACGAUCUUGAUCCUCGCAGUCAAUCUCCACAUCACAACCGGAAUCUUCUGA